Messenger RNA from Arctia plantaginis, 258 nucleotides. The record is from the annotation of a GenBank genome assembly. NCBI's taxonomy places the organism in Eukaryota, Metazoa, Arthropoda, Insecta, Lepidoptera, Erebidae.
AUGGCUUCCAAACGUUUUACGACUGUUGACAACUACAAGGGAAUUAAUAAAGGAAUGGAUGGAGUAGAUGAACUUGACCAAUCCAUAUCUCUCUACAGCAUGUGGUGCUGGGUUUUGUUCACCUAUAUGACAGACAUGGCUGUAGCUAAUGCCUGGCGUUUAUAUAUUCUUAGCCACGAUGAUCAUAUGGACCAGUUGCCGUUUAGGCGCAAUCUUGCAAGGUACUGUUUGCGACAAGAACAGGUUCAACAGUGCUAG